UCCUUUUGUUCGCAGUUUCUUUUUAUCAGAUGGCCGACGACGCUUCAUUGGCAAACGACAACAACGGUAUCGCAUCGUCUGCUGCUGCUUCUGCAUCACCCUCUACACCCACCACCAGCGAGCUCGGUUCCACCGCUUCUUCCAACCGACCGCGCAUCAUUGUCGCAAGCCCAGAACCCAUGAGAAUGGCAGAAGCUGGCCACAAGUUUCCCAAAGGCACAGACUCGUCGUCGUCGCCAUUCUUGCAAAUCAGGUCCACGGACGAUAAACACAUUGUUUCCUCUUCGGCCCCAUCCACCACUAUGCUAGACGAGCUAGAUGAACCUGUGGGGGCAACCUUAGCAGAAACACCUACUGGCUCCGAAACCCAAAGUACGAGCCCGCUGAACACACCGGAUGAACGAUCAAUGGUCUAUAGCCCGGGUGAAAGCGAAGUGGAGGAUGAAAAGUACAUACAGAGCCCGGAUAGUGUUCAUAGUCCGCUGACGUUUGACGACGAGGUUUCUCGCUCGAACGGCUUCAAAAUUGGAUUUGCAGAGGAUAAGAACAAAAAGUACCGACGAACGAUGGAGGAUGCGCAUGCUUACAUUUAUAAUUUCACCAAUACAAAUGGAUCAGGGUGGUUUGCCAUUUAUGACGGCCAUGCAGGGAAAACGGCCGCUGAAUGGUGCGGAGAGCAUCUCCAUGAGAAUUUUGAGAAACUGCUACAAGAACGUCCAUCGACGGCUGUUCCAGAACUGCUAAAUGAUUCAUUCCUCGUUACCGACUCACAACUGGGCGAAAGAAAAGCCUCGUACUCUGGUUGUACAGCAGUAGUCGGUUUCAUACGAACAGAAGAUCGACCAAGUCCAAAUGCAAGCAGCGACAGCGGAGCAAAGACACGAAAGCGAAGAAUAUUAUAUACUGCAAAUGUGGGGGAUGCAAGAGCCGUAUUAGGUCGAGACGGAAAGGCUAUUCGAUUAUCGUACGAUCAUAAAGGAUCUGAUCCAUUAGAAGCAAAACGGAUCGUUGAUUCCGGCGGAUUCGUUAUGAAUAACCGAGUCAACGGUGUUUUGGCGGUCACUCGUUCCUUAGGAGAUAUCACAAUGAAAGACUGGAUUAUUGGGAGCCCGUAUACAGCAGAAACGAUAUUAGACGAGAAAGACACAUGUCUGAUAUUAGCUUGUGAUGGCAUAUGGGACGUUUGUUCCGACCAAACUGCAAUUGAUCUGAUAAAGGAUGUGACAGAUCCGCAGCAGGCUGCGGAAGACCUUUUGGACUAUGCGCUGGAGAACUUUUCGACGGACAAUUUGAGUGUGCUAGUUGUCCGAUUCGAUCAAGAAUAUCUCUCACGAUCGUAGUCUCAGCCCUUGUACAAUAGUAAUCCACACAGACACCACACACACACAAUUCGUUUGCAGUUCAUAAAGAUGCCCGAGAGAGAUGCUUCACAGGAUCAUAUUAAAUCCAACACAUGCUACGCAA
Messenger RNA from Spizellomyces punctatus DAOM BR117, 1464 nucleotides. RefSeq lists its product as uncharacterized. NCBI's taxonomy places the organism in Eukaryota, Fungi, Chytridiomycota, Chytridiomycetes, Spizellomycetales, Spizellomycetaceae. Gene Ontology annotation, molecular function: protein serine/threonine phosphatase activity. Gene Ontology annotation, biological process: protein dephosphorylation. The record is from RefSeq and is a predicted model, not a curated record. The coding region runs from base 30 to 1340 and encodes 436 amino acids. The transcript is spliced from 8 exons.